CGUGCAUUAGGUGAGAACAAGAUUAGUUUAAACUGUGAUGGCUAUCGUAGGUGAAUAGUUUAUUGCCUAUAUUAAAGCAUGUAGUAGCAAUCUGAGUUUGUGGAACUGAACCCCAACGAGGAAUUCAUGCUUCAGGGAAAUGGAGAAGACAGAACAAAAAAUGGAAAUGACCUAGAGGCCUUAGAAAUACGUUAGUGCUGUCCUGCUUCAUACUGCAACUGAGUGCAUAAUCAAUCUGGAAGCAGCACUUGUUUCCGCUUCGAUCCCAAACUACCUCACCAAGGAUUUAAAAACCCAACACGUAUGAAGGGAGGAGGAGGAGGAGGCAGCUUGUGAAAUCUGCAAGAGCAUAGGCACUUGUCAGUUUUUUUGUUUGUGUUAAAGUUGAAACACUACAUCCAAAUGAGCUACGUUUGACCGACUGGAUCUGUCAAAAACUCUUUGAAGAACUUGAUCACGGGACAAGAGUAAUGUGGACUGCUUUGAGUAAUAGUCCGAGCACUGAAUAGUUAAUAUUUUACGUUUAACUUUCGCUGUUGAUCAGUGUCUUAGUCCAUUUUAGUAAGUCUGCGAAUCUUACUUUUCUUUGAGUUUACUUUGCAAGUGCUUUUGUGUUGGAGCUAGCAAGAGUGUUCCAUCAACAUUGUGUGAUUCAAAACAGAAAGACAAUGCUUUGAUACUAGUUUAACUGGUGAGCUGAUUCCCUUUUUUGGGUUUGGUUUCUUUCACUGCCAGCCCCACGUUCUUUAGGGUGUAAAAUGGCAUUGACUCCUCCUGUUGACCAUUGUCGCUGGUUUUGUUCUAAUAAUCGGAAUAGUGAGCGGCUGUGCUAAACCCUUCGUGCAUUACUGUGCAGCUUUUUGAGAAGCAUGAGCCGCCGAUGAAUGUGCAAUUCGGGGACAGAGCAACGGUAAUCAAUUCUGAAAAACUCUUUUUUUAUUCUCUCUCCAUACUUGACUGGUCGCAGCAGGGCUGCACCUACAGAAGACUAAUAGAUUUGACUGUUUCAGGAAUCAUCUCCUGUGCUGACAGACUGUGUGCACGUGUGAAAACGCUUGCCUUCGGAUAUACGCUAGAGCUAUAAUUAUGUAUGUGAUACUCUUGACUCUUUUUGCAGAACUUUCCAUGUUUAAAGUUGUUUGGGACAUUUAAAGAAAAAAAUUGCUACCUAAUUAAGACGACUUACUCAAAGAAAAGGGCAAACAACAAACCCACAGAAAAAAACACCAUUACUUAUGUAUUGUUGCAGUGCUCGGGAAAAUAAAAUGGACUAUAAGCGACGGUUUCUGCUUGGCGGGUCCAAGCAGAAAGUGCAACAACACCAGCAGUACCCAAUGCCUGAGCUAGGCAGGACCCUGAGCGCACCUAUGGCAUCCUCCGCUGGUGUGACACCUCCGUUGACACCCACCACCCAGAUAGCAGAUAUCCAACAGGGAAUCUCCAAAUACUUGGAUGCACUGAAUGUGUUCUGCCGAGCCAGCACGCUCCUCACCGACCUCUUCAGCAGUGUUUUUCAAAAUUCACAUUAUUCUAAAGCAGCUAUGCAACUGAAAGACGUGCAGGUACAUGUCAUGGAGGCAGCAAGCAGACUCACAGCAGCAAUAAAACCAGAAAUUGCGAAAAUGCUGAUGGAACUGAGUGCAGGGACAGCAAACUUCAAAGAUCAGAAUGACUUCAGUCUUCAAGACAUUGAGGUGCUAGGCCGAUGUUUCUUGACAGUCCUGCAAGUCCACUUCCAGUUCCUGUCCCAGGCAUUGCAUCGAGUUCAGCCCAUAGCCCACUCGUGCUUGGCAGAGGCUCAAGCCCAAGAGAGGAAGAACGCAAUGGGGAGUGAAACCAUGAAGGUUGGUCGUGUGACGGAAUUGGACGAAGCUGUAAAGUCCUGGGGAGGAGCAUCAGAGGCAACUUCUCGUCUCCGUGAGAAAGGAAGUGAUGGAUGCCUAGCUGGUAUUGAAGUACAGCAGCUGUUCUGUUCUCAAACUACCACAAUCCCUGAGCAUCAGCUGAAAGAUUUAAAUAUGAAGAUUGACAGUGCUUUGCAAGCUUACAAAGUUGCUUUGGAAAGCUUGGGUCAUUGUGAGUAUGCAAUGAAGGCUGGUUUCCAUCUGAACCCUAAAGCUAUCGAAUCAUCAUUGCAGGGUUGCUGCAGUGAGGCUGAGGUGAAGCAAGCAGGAAGGAAGCAGUAUCCUGCUCAACCCCUUCAGUGUGAGCUUCCCACUGUACCUGUACAAAUUGGACCCCACUUUCUGAAGGGAGUCUCCUUCAGUGAGUCUGGAGCAGAGAAUCUGAAACUUAAAAUGCAAGCGAUGGUGCAACUUAUCAAGGAGGCAGCUGGACAGAACGAAAUCUCACCGCGAGAUGAGUCUCCGACAGAGAUCCUCAAUCAGGUCUGCCCCUCAACAUGGCGUGGUGCCUGCAAAACUGCUGUGCAGUUGUUGUUUGGUCAGGCAGGAUUGGUGGUGGUGGAUACAGCGCAAAUCGAGAAUAAAGAAGCUUAUGCCCCACAGAUCAGCCUGGAGGGCUCCAGGAUUUUGGUUCAGGUCCCUUCAACAUGGUGUUUGAAGGAGGAUCCUGCCACCAUGUCUCUCUUACAGAGGUGCCUGGACCCUGAGAAAACUCUCGGGCUGGUGGAUGUGUUGUACACAGCAGUUUUUGACUUGGGCAGAUGGAAAGAGAGAAGGGAGCAGGUUUUGCCGAGUAUCCAGAUUCAGCUACGACGAGAGUGCACUGACUUUGGGACUCAUGUGGAUCUUCCCACGGCGAAUGGGGCUAUUGUCAAGUCCUCUGGUGGACUGCAAAAGACUUUUGCGAAACUUACCUCUCGUUUCACGAAGCGAAAUUCCUGCAGCAGCAGUACGAGUCACAGUAGCAGUAGUGGCGGGAGCUUUUCGAUCCCAAGUACGCCUUCUAAGAGUAACUUUUCCAUUAACAGCUCUGAGGAGGAGCGGAAAACCAAGCUGCCCAACCACAAUGAUUUGAGACUGCAAAGCAUUUUGAACAUUGGAAGUUUCCCAAAGACGGUUGACUCGCAGGAAGCUUCACGAAGCGUGUCCAAUCCGAUAGUCAAUGGUUUCUCUGUGGACAAGAGAGAGAUAUUCUUCAAAGGGGAUGAUGUGAAGGAUGAUCAAGGCAUAAAGUUGCCAAGUGACCAGGAAAUGCAGGAUGUUAUUGACUUUCUGUCUGGGUUCAACAUGGGCAAAUCCCAAAAAGCUUCACCUCUCAUUAACAGAAGAAAUUCGGUUACAGCACCAGAGCGAAAGUCAGCUACCCUGCAGCAACCGCAGACUGUACCCCACGCUCCAUUGCCGAAUUCUCAUCAGGUUGCACAGCGCCAACAUCAGCACCAGCAACAGCAGCAGCAGCAGCAAUUGCAAUAUUACCAGCACCUCCUCCAGCCAAUUGGGCAGCAACCACCGCCAGCAAGACCCCAGACCCCUCGGGCUCCUGGGAAAUGGCCUAAUAGUUCGUCUCAGCAGUCAUCACAGAGCCCAGUUUCGGGACUGUCUCCAAUUGGGUCUGUGAGCCAGUGGAGCAAUAUUGCUGUGCAUUCCGACUUGAGUUCAGACUUGUACAGCCUAGGUCUUGUUGGCAAUUACAUGGAUAACAUCAUGGAUAAUGUUAUGUCGGACAUGUUGGGGCCGAAAGUGGCAAACACCAGGAAUAACACAUGGCCAAACCGGGUCCAGAGUGAUGGGGUAUUUGGAAUGCUGGGAGACAUUCUGCCUUUUGAUCCUGCAGUUGGUUCAGACCCAGAGUUUGCCCGGUACGUGGCUGGCGUUAGUCAGGCAAUGCAGCAGAAGCGACAGGUGCAGCAUGUCCGCCGGCACAGCACUGCCAGGACUAACUGGCCUAUUACUGAUGAACCUCACCGGCCGUGGCAGCCAUCAGAGUGCUUCACUGAGGGAGAUAUGAUGAGUUGGUCAGGGACCCAGGGAGAUUCUGCCAGUUCCAGUGAUGAGGCUUCUUCUGCUAAUGGAGACAGUUUGUUCUCCAUGUUCUCAGGGCCUGACCUUGUUGCUGCUGUCAAACCACGAAGAAAACACAGCAGUGGUGACCAAGAGACUUCUACUCUGCCAUCUCCUCCAGUCUUACACACACCAGAUGAUUUUAGCCAGUUUCUUACACAGGACAACAAAACCAAGACCUGGCCUCCGAAGGCUCCCUGGCAACACUCGACAUCCCUCACCAACACGAUGCCCAAUCCUGGUACUUCCUUGUAUCAGAUUGUGAACCCAGUCAGCCAAUGGAAUGACUCCAUGCAAAUUCUCCAGUCUCCCGUGUGGUCAACAACCAAUGACAACUCUGCUUCCACAGCAAUUUCUUCCAGUUUCUCCUUCACACAGCAGCAGCAACAGUCUCAGCAGCAGCAAGUUUCCCAGCACAAAACCAUGAACAAGGGCUUCAAAUCCUACCCCAUCAAGCAGGAACGGAGACAGUCCUAUCUUCACCAAUACUGAGUGUUUCGACAUGGUUUAACAAGGGUUCUGUAUUCUAGUGAAUAGUCAUGUGGCUUUUAAGUGCUGUGAGUGAGGUAGCCCUGCCACAUAACUGUCUUGAUUGGUCCUUGUUGGUUUGUUCUGCACUUUCUAACUGCUGGUCGGAGGUAAACCAGAUGGAGACAGAUUGUCAUCUCUGCCUCUGUUCAGAUCACCCUGUAGUGUGUUGCCAAUGGGGGACGCUGUCCAUUUAUGAUGGUAUGGAGUCAGGACUCUGUGUGUGUGACUUCUCCUGCUCUCUUGCUACCUCCAUUCAGUGUUUGGAGAUGCAUGGUAGUGCCUUUUGUACUCCAAGGCAGCUCACUGACCAUCAGGCUGUUGUUUACACCUGAAUCUGGCUCUUGAGCUUGAUCACUGGGGAGCCUGGCACAUUAGGUGGUGGUGAGGGUGGGGGAGGGGGGUGGGGUUGAUCACUGAGCUAACAAUAAGACAUUAGCUACCUGACAUCAAAAUGUAGCGGGAGAGCGUUUAAACACAUGAAGUUGCCAAUGUUGCACAUUUGCUGAACAUUACAAAGUAACAUGUAGCUCAUGCCUGAAAACCUGGUGUUUCUGGCAUCAUCUGAUCCCAGCUGCUGUGGCUGUGGGUACAGUCUAGACUGCAGAGCCUGUAAAACCGUUAGGUAUGACACUGAGGUGAAGGAAAAUAAAAAGCAUACGGUCAUUGUGACAUGUUCCCUGGGGUUCUGCUAAUUCAAUAAAAAUAGCCAAAUGUCCAAUUUCCAAUAAAGACGUUUGGGAUAGCGCUACAAUCCCUCGCUGCAGCAUUUGGGCUGCUCAUUAGGAUACAUUUCCUUUUAAAGAAUAACGUAAUCUUUGUAUUGUUGUGGUGUAAUUGCUGGUUUAAUGUAUUGAAGUUUUGAGUUUUCCACUUUCUCAGUUAUGAGCUCUGCAGCCCGUCUUUUUGAAAAGCUAACUGACACAGCACGAGACAUUUAAUGUCCCUGUGCACUGACCUUGUAUUCUCCAUGGGGUGUGGGAGAAUGGAGUUACUGGGAAUACCUUGCACGUAUUUGUAAAACUCAUACCACAGACAGUGAAGUGCGAACGGUAUCGACUGUGUUUGUAUACAGUUGUGUCAAUGACAUGCGGGGAGAAAAUAAGAAGUUAAACUAAAAAUGAUUAUUUAAAUAUAAGAGCUGCUCAAACUGUUUUAUAGUUUGUAUUGAGGAAAAAACAUUUUAAAAAAAUCAUCUAUAUAAUUUUUUGUACUUUUUUUAUUUUUUAUAAAUGAAUUAGUGAGGUUCUCUCAGGAGGCAGACUUGUUUUCAUUGCAAGACAUAGACAGACGGCACCCCAUACCCUGAAGGUGUGCGCUUCAGUUACAGUGACCUUUGGCUGAUAUCCCCACACUUGCUCAGAUGAUGAACAGCUUGCAGGGGCAUUAAUUGGUGAGUUGUUUUAAUCUGGGUGUCAGGAGCAGGGUAAAUAAAACACCUGGCACAAAUUUGCCUUGCCUUGUUGGGUAAACUUCUUUUAUAAAGUACCAUCCACCACUCAGAAUAAUGAAUCUCUCUCUCUCUCUCUCUCUCUCUCUCACACACACAUUCUCUCUCUCUCGCUCUCUCUCUCUCGCUCUCUCACACAUCUCUUACUUGCACUUUCUACAACCUUUUUUCUGUCACGUAUUUGUACUUCAACACCUCUAAAGGGAAUAUAUCAAUGUAAACAUGUUACACUGUAAUCCCACUUUCUAUGGAAACACCACCAAUAAGUGACAGACUUUAAUUACAGCCUGACAAGUUAACUUCCAGUUAUAAAUGUUAGCCAAGGAAUUAAUAUUGAAAAUAGAUAAACAUAAGGACAAUGUGACAAUGAAUUGGGGUCUGUCUUAUAUAUGCACACAUCAGGCACACUGUGACCCCAGUCUAAUUGUCCCAGCUCUCUUCUCCUACUUCACUUGAAGGCUGCAAGUUGUGGUCUCGAUGCUUUGAGUGCAGUUCCACAGAGAGUCAGUCUUUUUUUAAACUUUAAAAGGUUUUUUUUUAAGAAAUAAAAUUUGCAUCUGACAGACAGUGGACAAAUGAGACUUUUACUACUGAUGGUGUGGAAUAUAAAACAAUGUUUUGAGGUCCUUCUGCAGAUUCCUGUUUGUUAAAGUAAAUUUACAUAUUGCUAGUGUCUUGCUUUUGACAUGUUGUAACUGCAUUCAUGGCCUACUGUUAACUCUGCUGGUGCCUCUCUCCCAAAUCACAACCUGAACUUAUAAUUCCUUUGACUGGGAUCCCGGGAAACUCGGGCGAGGGCACUUGGUUCAGUUUAACUUUGUAAAUGAGGAUCAUGAUUUCAGGUGAGAGAGUGGGCAGUGGGAUCAGUUAUAUUUGAAUAAUUUUGCAAGGGAUCUUGCAGAUGUUUUGUCAGUUCAUCAGCCAAAGGUUAAUAGUGAUGUAAAUAUACAGUCAGGCCAUGACCUUUGUUCCCACCUGCUAAUGUAGCGUUUAAUUCAAAAAGAAAAGUUUGCAUUUGUGUAAAUCACUGAAGCUACUGCUGUCAGGCCGAUGUUGUGGUGAGCUGGCUGAUCCCUGUGGUUGUAUCAGCCCCUGACUUGUGAAACCACAUUGGCUUUGUGUGGUCUUUCUUUAUCCUUUAAGAUCAUGUUUACUGACACCUGACAUCCCAGCCACUACCCAGACAACCUUGUUUGCUUUAACUGUUUUCAAUAUUAUUAUUAAAUUUUAUAAGACUGUAAAAAUUAGGAACAGGAGUAGACCAUUUGGCUGUUCGAGUCUAUUUCAUCCAUCAAUAGGAUCGUGCCUGAUCUGGCAUUCCUUACGCCCACUUUCCUGCCCUUCCCUGGAAUGAUCAAGAUCCUAUCUAUCUCAGUCUUAUAUAUACACAAGGACUCACAUACCCGUAAAUCUUGUGCAGACAAGGCUCGCAUUGGGGUGACCAGUGUUUAGACUUCGAGCUCAUUGAGAUCCUUUUCCCUGUAUCAAUUUCUUCCUUGGCCCAGCACCCAGCCAGUAACUGAGCUUCCAAGUUAAUAUCACAGUCAUUGUAUAAUUGGGAAAGCCAUUGACUGUUUCCUUACUGCCUCCAAUUACUCUUUCUUUCUGUCAGUCAUCCCUCUCUGGCAUGCAUCAAUCCCCAUGGGGAGUGUUGAACCCUUUAGCACUGUUCAGUGUUCCCAUAUCUGGUUCUGGAAUUUACCAGAUGACCAAUUACACCACCAAGUCAAACAGCCUUGUUUCCUGCAUUUCCUGAUGUCUUUAUAACUAAUGGACUGGAGUGUUGGAAGCAAGGAUGUAAAACAUCCAUUUAUUUUAUUACUUCUGAUUUUGGUUUGCUUCUGUGUUUUGAAUCCCAGCAGUGUCCAUAUUAAUUUCUGUAGAAUUGGAGACAAUCGUGCAGGGUUUUGGCAACGCUAAAUGCAGAGCUCUAAAACGUUAUGCUUCCACGUUUAUGAUCCCUUGAGGCAAUUAUCUGCCAAUGAUAGAAGUGUAUUGUACUGAAUCGACCCUUCCUCAGCCCAGUGUCCUUCAGCAGUGACUGAUGUGUGGGGGAACAGGGAGAGGUCAAUUGAAAUUGAAACUCAAUCUGCAAUGAAGUAGUCGAGAAAGAUCCAGUGUGGUCCUGUCAAAAUCAUUUUAGUAAUUCUUUUACACAAUUUUAAAGUCAUAUCUGAUUGGCUUGCAUUGUGGUAAAUUAUUUGAUUCUUCCAAUUGGAAAGACUAAUAGAUGUCCAUUCACUUUAAAAAAAACUUAAUAUUUGUGUAAAUGCAUCAACAGUAUUAAUCUUAUUUUUGUAUUUUCUAAAACAUAUUACCAUCACUGUAUAUUUUAAAACAUUUAAGUAAAGAUGGGUUUUAAAAGUGUAUUUGAGUAAAUUGGUAAGCUGUUCUCAUUGAGAUGAUGGACAGUAGAGUGGUGAGUCCAGUCUUUGUACCGGAUGAUUCCCCAUUUCAUUUCAAGGCACCAAAAGCUGAGUAGAACAUUGAGAGAAUGAUGGGUGUUGCUUACUGUUUGAAUCCAGUCAGCUGGAGGGGCUGCUGUUGGUUCAUGUGGUCAAAGGGCUCACUUUUCAAACCCAGGAUGUCAAGUUAGGAGUUCACUCAACUUUUUAGAAACUCAUGUCGAUCAGAGAUUUUUUUAAAGUUCUGAAAUAAAUCUAACUGAACCUUCCUUUAUAUACCUACAA
Molecule: messenger RNA, 8633 nt
Organism: Chiloscyllium plagiosum (whitespotted bambooshark)
Lineage: Eukaryota; Metazoa; Chordata; Chondrichthyes; Orectolobiformes; Hemiscylliidae
Source: RefSeq, a predicted model, not a curated record